Molecule: messenger RNA, 1074 nt
Organism: Macrosiphum euphorbiae (potato aphid)
Lineage: Eukaryota; Metazoa; Arthropoda; Insecta; Hemiptera; Aphididae
Source: the annotation of a GenBank genome assembly
AUGUCAUUAACAUCAGCCUCAUCUUCAUCAGAUGAGUCUGAUGAUAAUAAUAUGUUGUUUGACAUAUUGAUUAAUCUUCCAUCGCCGAGACGAUUUCGGGUUCGGUCAAAUCCUCUCGAAGAUUAUGAUGAUUUUGACUUUAAAAUUCGCUUUAGAUUAUCCAAAGAAACUUUCAUGAUACUUUUGCACAUGAUUGGAGAAAAUAUUGAACAUAAAACUCUGAGAAAUUUCUCCCUAUCAGCUGAAGUGCAGAUUUUAAUUGCUCUCCGUUAUUAUGCUACGGGAACAUUUCAAGCUGUUUUGGGUGAUCAUAUCCAUGUACACAAAGCUACUGUUUGUAGAAUUGUCAAACGUGUUUCUUUACAAAUUGCACAGUUACGACCACAAUAUAUUCAAUUUCCUAACAAUACUGUCCAACUUCAACAAAUCCAAGCAAGAUUUUAUAAAUUACAUGGGUUUCCUAGAGUUAUCGGCGCUAUUGAUUGUACGCAUAUAAGAAUACAAUCACCUAAAAAUGAUAUUGGAGAGAAGUUCCGCAACCGUAAAGGAUAUUUCUCAUUAAAUAUUCAAGCCAUAUGUGAUAGCCAAUUAAAAAUUAUGAAUAUUGUAGCUAGAUGGCCUGGAUCUGUUCAUGACAGCACUAUAUUUGAUAACAGUUUUAUACGUGCGAAAUUUGAAAACAAUGAAUUCGGAAAUAAGUUUUUACUUGGAGAUGGUGGUUAUCCAUGUAGAAGUUAUCUCCUGACCCCUCUUUUGAACCCAAGAACUGAUGCUGAACGGAAAUAUCAAAAGGCUCAAAUUGGCACAAGAAACGUUGUUGAACGUUUAUUUGGAGUUUGGAAGAGAAGAUUUCCUGUACUAGCCAUAGGAAUUCGCACAAAAUUGAGUACUACCAUGAACACUAUAGUUGCUACAGCUGUUUUGUACAAUAUCCUUCUACUACAAAAAGAUGAGAUACCAUUAGAAGAAGAUAAUUUAGUUGAUAAUGAAUUGUUUGAAGAGUUACCAUCAAUUCCUACUCGACAGUUGGGAAAUGCUGCUAGAUCAAAUUUAAUAAACCAUGUGUUUUCUUAA